Molecule: messenger RNA, 3865 nt
Organism: Marmota monax (woodchuck)
Lineage: Eukaryota; Metazoa; Chordata; Mammalia; Rodentia; Sciuridae
Product: butyrophilin-like protein 1
Exons: 10
Coding region: 282-1814 (510 amino acids)
Biological process (GO): T cell receptor signaling pathway; regulation of cytokine production
Cellular component (GO): external side of plasma membrane
Molecular function (GO): signaling receptor binding
Source: RefSeq, a predicted model, not a curated record
AGGAGAUGGACUAUGAUUUUCUCUUUAGACUCACUUUAGAAGCACACAAAAGCCAAUUCCUCUUGGCUUCCCUGUGUGUUCCUCUUUAUAAGAGUAUUUUCCCUCUUUAUUGAUGGUUUGGAAAACUGUUGCUUGGGUGCUGACCACAAGAAUAACCAGGUGCAGACAGUCUGUGGAACAAGGUUUGUAGGCCGCUCAGGGGACCAGAGCUUCCUGGAGUCCAUCAGCUUCAUUGAGAUGAGUAUCUGCUGGUCACAGUGAACCUUUCCGUCUGCUCUAAGAUGGUGAGUUUUCCAGGUUUGUCUCCAGCUGGCUCCCUCCUCUCUCUCCUUCUCCUGGUGUCCAUACAGUGCUCAACAGUAUCUGGGUUUUCUGUGAAUGGACCAGCUGAGCCCAUCAUGGCCUUGCUUGGGGAGGAUGUUACCCUGCCCUGCCAGCUGUAUCCUGAACAGAGUGCAGCCCGCAUGCACAUCUGGUGGUACCGUGCCCAGAUCUCCCCAGCUGUGCUGGUAGUCCAGAAUGGACAGGAACAAAGUGGAGAACAGAUGCUGGAGUACCGCGGUAGGACCAAGUUGGUGGGAGACUCCAUCAGCAAGGGGCACGUGGCCCUGCUGAUACAGCACGUGAAGGCCUCUGACAAUGGCCAGUACCGGUGUCGUUUUCAAGAUGGUGAUAUCUCACAGGAGGCCAUUAUAGAAUUGAAUGUCAUAGGUUUGGGCUCCAUCCCUCAUGUUCACAUGACAGGACCCAAGGAAGGUGGUAUCCAAGUGCUGUGUUCCUCAGGGGGCUGGUUCCCAAGCCCCAAGGUACAAUGGAAAGACAUGGCAGGAGCCAAGCUACCAUCCCUCUCUGAGUCUCAGACCCAAGACUGGGAUGGGCUCUUCCAUGUGAAAUCAUCCCUUGUGGUCACAGACAGCUCCCUGAGCAAUGUGACCUGCUCCAUCCAAAAUCCUCUCUCUGGUCAGGAAAAGGUAUCAUCCAUCUUCCUCCCAGAGCCCUUCUUCCCCAGGAUGUCUCCAUGGAAAGCAGCCCUUGCUGGGACAGUCCCUGUCCUGGUGCUUCUGCUCAUUGGGAUCAGCUACAUUGGUUGGAAAGAACAUCAAGCCAAAGACAGAGAAAUAAAGGAAAAGGAAAACGAAUCUCAGAAAAUACAACAGAUAAGGAAUGAAAAGGAAGAGGCACUUAAGAUUCGAGAAAAACUCAAGGCAGAGCUUGAACGACGAAGGGCAUUGUACCACGAAGAUUGGAAGAAGGCCCUGAUAUAUCCUGAUUGGAGAAAGGAAUAUUUCCAGCCUGCUCCUGUGAAUCUAAAUCAUGAACUUUUUCACCAGAACAAUUCUGAUCCAAAGAGAAAAAAAGAUGGCAGAGAGGAAACACAGGAUCUUCCUCUUGCUGAUAAUAAAGGAGAUUGCAACCUCCUCACUCUUGAUGGGAAAGGUUUCACAACAGGGAGAUAUUAUUGGGAGGUAGAUGUCCAGGACAAUGAUGAGUGGGUGCUAGGUGUUUAUGAAACAAACGAAGAAAAGAUGGCACCAUUAAAAAAACCAUCAAUGAAGAAAUUCAGAGUCUUAGAGAAGAAGAAAGGUGAAUUCAGGGCUCUUGCCUGUGAUUCACAAAAAGUUCUUCUAGAAAAGCCUCUUACAGAAGAGUGUCCGAAGAAGAUUGUGGUUUUCUUGGAUUAUGAAGAUAAUGACAUUUCUUUCUAUAACAUGAUUGAUGGUAUGCACAUCUUUUCCUUCACUCAGGACAAAUUCUCUGCCAUUCUCUAUCCUUACUUCAAACUUAAAUCCAUGGAGCUCUCCCCAUCUGCAUAAGUUUAAUAGUGAUAUAGAAAACAAUCUUACACUGAGUAGCCUGUUCUUGGUAAGCUCCAGGACUCUGGUCCUGAUGAGUGGUCUCUGGCACCACUGAUUAUGAGACCCAAGCGUCUCAGAUUUCAUGAGUCUCCAUAAUCAGAGUUUCUGAUGACAUCAAGCUGUGUUUCUCAAAUAAUCCAAAGAGAAGACCCAUGUUCAUGUUUUGUUGUAAGUGUUGCUUCUUGCUAUAAAGCAAGUAAUAUAUAUAUAUAUAUAUAAGAAUAUAUCACAGACUCAAAAAUGGCAUGAAUGAAAAACAAAGAUAUGCUAUUACAAGUGACAAUUACUUUAUUAUUAGAUUCAACAUGAGAAAAAUAGCUGUCAAUUUUCUCUAAAAGUUUUGUAACACUCUAUUUCUGUACUCUCUCAUAAAGAACUGUUAAGAAACAAUUUAUGUGUAGUUACUGGUCUUUAUAUUACACUUUGAGUAGCACUGCUAAAGCAAUGUUUGAAGAAAUAAAAAUUAAAUAAAUCUCAUAUUUCUCAACAGCAAAACAGCAGCACUGAAUUAAAAUUACUGAAGAGUACUAUUUUUGAGUGUUAAAAGAGAAAGAAGAAACUUUAAUUUGGUAACAAGUUAAGCUCUAUCUUAAAUGCAAAGACAAUUUUAGGAAAGAAUAAAUAUCAAACACAAUUUAAUUCCAACAAACGAGAUGAUGUCAACAUGAUGGAGAACUGGGGCAGAGGGCAGGGCAAAAGUGAAAGAAAGCAUAUUUAAGUAUUUAUUUUGUUGGAUGGAGGGAAAUUUUAUUGCUUUGCCUAAGAUCUUAGUAAGGGAAAUGAAUACUUUACAUUCUAGAGAAUUCUAGUAUAUUACCCCUCCAAUUAAAACUAUGUAUUAUAAUGAAAUUCAACAAUUAGAGAAAAACAGUGCCCAGUGCUCAUCGGAUCAUUGUUCCUAUUAUUAAGGCCAAAACCUGUAAAUUUAGUCAAUGUUGGGUACUCAGACCUGGAAUUUGGAUACUGGAAAAAAAAAAAAACACUCCCCAAACACUUAUAUUUCAGAUAAAUAUUCAACUCUUAACCACCGAAGAAAUUAAGGGUACUGCUAUCUUUUAUAUAACAUGCUGAUAGGAAAUGAGAUGCCAGUAUAAUUCAUAUCUGCUAUAAUUCAGUUCCAAGCUCCUCCCCAAGCCCAUAUGCAAAAAAUUUGCUCCUCAGCCCAUAACACUAUUAAAGCCCAUAAUCUUUAAGGUGAGGCCCAGUGGAAGGAAGUGAAAUCACUGAGGCAUGUCCUUGAAGGGGAUAUUGGAACCCUGACUCCUUCCUGUUUUGUUUUGCUUCCUGGAUCCCAUGAAGUAAUUAGCUUCGUCUACCACACACUCCUGCAUUGAUAUAUUACCUAGAUACAGGCCCAAAAGCUACAGGGUCAAACUACCAUAGAAUGACUAUAACCUUCAAAAUUUGAGCCAAAAUAAAACUUUCCUUUUUUAAAAAAAUGAUUAUCUCAGGUAUUUUUGUUAUAAUAAUACAAAACUAACACAAUGUCUUUUUGUUAGGCAUUUUUCUCAUAGAUAUUUAUUUGGUGAUAAUUUCUCCCCUGUCCCAUUACUCUCUGGCCAUCUAUUGAGUCUUUUCAAUAUAAAUAUCUCUAACUUUCCUCAUCACUGGAUAAUUCUCUUCUAUUGGUCCAGAAUAAUCCUUCAUUUAUAUAUUCUUUUUCAUUCUCCCUAUUUUAAAUCAAUCCCAUCAAUUUUAAAAAAUGGAAUUGCCAAUUAUUACCUGUUUUCACUUCCUAGCAUAGGAAUGAGAUUUACCCUUUUAGAUUCCACAUGAAGAUGAUUAUGCAGUGUUUGUCUUUCUGUGUUUGACUUACUUAACAUAAUGUCCUUCAAGUUCAUCCAUGUUGUUACAAAAGUUAGAAUUUCCUGAUUUUAAUGGCUGAAGAUUGUUCCAUUGUGUAUAUGUAUCACAAUCUCUUUCUCCAUUCAUGUAUCAAGGGACACCUAAGUUGAUUCCAUAUCCUGGCUCCUGUGAAUAGUGCUACAAUAAAUGUGGUGUCUCUUCAA